AUGGCCGCCAAAAAAGCAGCUGGCAAAAAGGCUAGCCGCCCGUCGUUCGACUCUAUUAUCGAGGCUGAACGUCUUAACCGGAAAAAACAAGAAAACCAAGCUCUAGCAGACCAGUUGUUGGGCAGUAAAAAGAGAAGAGCUAGUGCGCCAGGGCCUGGAGUUGGCACCAAAAAGACACCUGCCGACAGGAGCCUUGCAAGCAGAAUUGGUGUCGUGAAGCGUUCAGCAUCCACAUCCUCAAAGCCCAAACCCAACCCCAUCGUUACAGCUCGCGCCACAGCAAAACAAACCGUAACCGCCAAACCAACCUCCCGCCGCACACGAGAAGAUCGUAUGCUAGAAGAUAUCAAGGGCAAGAAAGAUGUGAACGUGGCACCCCGCAAACAAGCAGAGAUUUCAAUCAAGGGAACUGCUGCAACGGGACCGUUUGUCGUCGUUGGAAGAAAUUUCGCUCCAGGUACCAAUGCCGCCGAUAUCGAAGCUGCGAUGGAGCCUGUUGCUGGACAUAUUGUUGGAGUUCAUAUAACGUCGCAUACGCCAUACGUCAAUGCGCAGAUUGCGUGCGCUGAGAAAUGGGGCGCGGAUGCCAUUGUAGCGCAGUUCAAUGGACAGAAAGCGGACGGUCGAAUUCUAUCAAUCGAAUACAGAGGUGGUGGCAGCCACUACUUCGCGCCUACCUCUGGCAACCGUGCUAGUAACUACGACGCCCUCAGAGAACAAGCAGACCGCGAACGCCGAGAGAGGAAAAAUGUGGCCGAGCCUCAGAUUCAUGAUGGAAGAAAUGGAUUCAGUGAUCCGAAAGGGCGCCCCAGACGAGCUGAUGGUAGCAUCGAACUGUACAGAGACAAAAUGAUGGUCGAUGCUCCUACCAUACCGACUUCAAAGCGUGGUCACAUCGUGAAGAAAGAGUGGUCAACACCACUCGCAAAAAUCCUUGCUGAUGCGAUUCGCACAACCGGCCCAAUCUCCAUAGCAGCCUACAUGCGACAAGUCCUCACAAACCCCGACGCAGGCUACUAUACCACACCAAGCAGUCAGAGCAAAACCGAGGUAUUUGGCAAGAAAGGCGACUUUAUUACAUCACCCGAAAUCACGCAGAUAUUUGGAGAGCUUGUGGGGAUAUGGACGGUUACAGAAUGGAUGGCGCAGGGGAUGCCGAAGGAUGGUGUGGAAUUGAUCGAGGUUGGGCCGGGGAAGGGAACGUUGAUGGAUGAUAUUUUACGGACCGUUCGAAACUUCAAGCAAUUCUCGAAAAGUAUUGAGAAUAUUUACCUCGUUGAAGCUAGUGCGCCAUUACGAGAAGUUCAGAAGAGUCUGCUUUGUGGGCCGGAUGCGGUUCUUGAAGAGAUUGAUAUUGGUUUUCGGGGUAUCAACAAGCAUACUGGAGCGCCUAUUGUCUGGGUGGAAGAUAUCCGGUUAUUGUCUUACAAUGACAAAAUGCCGUUUAUAUUUGCCCACGAAUUCUUCGAUGCACUUCCCAUACAUGCCUUUGAAUCUGUCCAACCAAGCCCUGAACCUGAAGAACAACCGAAACAACAAAUUAUGACCCCAACAGGUCCUAUCACAUUGGACUCUCCAAGCCAGACCAAGGCCAAUAAUAAGCCAGCCGCCGGCCCACAAUGGCGAGAAUUAAUGGUCGCUUUAAACUCCAAAUCCGUCCUUGAAGACGUCAAAGACGAACCCGAAUUCCAACUCUCCCGCGCCAAAAUAUCCACUCCAAACUCUUUACUUCUUCCCGAGAUUUCAGAACGUUAUAGAGCACUCAAAUCCCAGCCCGGUUCUGUCAUUGAAGUCAGUCCCGAGAGCAGGAUAUACGUCGCCGACUUUGCGCGAAGGAUUGGGGGAUAUACACCCCCCGAACCGAAGUCACCAAAGAGGAAGCCUGGAGAAGUCGCCAAACCGGUUACUCCUAUCGAUAACUCCGCAGCACUAAAGAAGAAAGAGCGUCCUUCAGGGGCUGCCCUGAUUCUGGAUUACGGCACAUCAUCUACUAUUCCUGUGAACUCCCUCCGCGGUAUUAGACAACACAAGGCCAUUUCACCAUUUGCAUACCCCGGACAAGUCGACGUUAGCGCCGAUGUGGAUUUCAUUAGUCUCGCUGAAGCUGCUCUCGAAGCAAGCGAAGGUGUCGAGGUCCAUGGUCCAGUUGAUCAAGCAGAGUACCUACAUUCACUCGGCAUCGCCGAGCGGGCGGAGCAACUGCUCAAACUCAUGCCAGAAGAUAGUGAAAAGUACAAGACGCUUCAGACAGCAUGGAAGCGUUUAGUCGACAAAGGGCCCAAUGGAAUGGGUAAGCUGUAUAAAGCUCUGGUCAUAGUCCCCGAGAAUGGAGGAAGGAGACGGCCCGUUGGAUUUGGUGGUGGUGUCGUGGGUUGA
Talaromyces amestolkiae is the source of this 2376-nucleotide messenger RNA. RefSeq lists its product as uncharacterized. The record is from RefSeq and is a predicted model, not a curated record. Gene Ontology annotation, biological process: mitochondrial respiratory chain complex I assembly. Bases 1 to 2376 code for a protein of 791 amino acids. The transcript is spliced from 8 exons. NCBI's taxonomy places the organism in Eukaryota, Fungi, Ascomycota, Eurotiomycetes, Eurotiales, Trichocomaceae. Gene Ontology annotation, molecular function: protein-arginine omega-N symmetric methyltransferase activity. Gene Ontology annotation, cellular component: mitochondrion.